AUGAAAUUAUUCAUAUUUGUCAUAGUAUGGUAUUUACCAUUGAUAAUUUCAACUGGAAUGGCACAUGGUCGAUCCUUGUCAUGUUCAUGCCAUUUAGAUGGAACAGGAAUGACAAUGGUAUGUGACAAUGUUCAUUCAUUAACUGGUUAUCAACAAUGUAUCCAUGAACAACUUAAUUUACAAUCAGACUUAAAACUAAGACGUGGUGGUAUCAUUACAAAUUUAACAAUAACAAAUCAUCGAUUAAAUAGUUUAUCGGCUGAUCUUCUACAAUUUUCAUAUGGAAAUGUUCAUUAUCAAUUAAGUGAUUUACGUUAUUUAUACAUUGUUCAAGGUAAAUUACGGCUAAUAGAUCAUCAAGCGUUAGUAUUAAUUGAACGAGCAAUUGAAUAUAUUGAUUUAUCAAAUAAUGAACUUGAUCAAAUGCCAAUGCUGUCUACUAAAAAUGAAGAGUACAGUAAUCUUGUAAAAUUAAUCUUAUCACAUAACCAUAUCCAACGUUUAACCAUAUCCGAUGUACGAGCUUAUAAUCGUUUAGAAGAAUUGAAUUUAUCAUUUAAUCGUCUACAACAUAUUGAUAUGACUAUCGUCAAUUCUUUAAAGAAUUUAAAAAAAUUAUUUAUCAAUUCAAAUAUGUUAAAAAGCUUAACUAAUAAUAUAAAAUUUCCAAAUAAUUUCCAUUUUAAAUUAAGUUCAAAUCCUUUCGAAUGCGAUUGUCGUCUUCGUUGGUUACGUAAUGCAUUAAAUCGUCUUCAAUAUCCUAUUUAUCAUGAUGAACCUAAAUGUGAAACGCCUAAAGCUUUAGCAGAUAGAAAAAUUACUACGUUAAGUGAUGCACAAUUUGUUUGCGGACCAAUUCUAUCAAAGCCUGAUAUGAGAAUUUUCAUAGCAGCCACUGGAGAACUUGUAACACUUCGAUGCGAUGUGUAUUCUGAUCCUGCCCCUGAAAUUUGGUGGACAUUUCAAAAUAAGAUUAUCGGUAAAAUGAUAUCAGGUGUCAAUGAACCUGAUAUUCAUACGGGUUCAUAUGUAAUUCGUUAUUCGUGCGUAUCAACAUCUUCGAUAGAUUUAUCACCUGCAACAUGUCUUAAUAAAACAACAACACUAACAAUAUCAAAUAUAGGCGCUGAACAUAAUGGAACAUAUAAUUGUGUUGCUGCUAUACGUAAUCAAGGACGUUCUGACAACGAACAUCUAUCAUAUGAAUUGCGAGUUCGACAAACUUCCUUAAUUUAUAAUUCAUUUCUUCUAUGGACUAUUGGAAUAUUUCUAUUUCUAUUUUUAUUUCUUCUCACUCUAUUAUGUUUAUGUUGUAUUCUACGUUGUUAUCAAUCAAAACAACAGCAAAUGAAAAAAAACAAAGCAUUAUUAUUUGAUAGUAUGAAUAAUCACAAUGGUUUAUUAGUAGAAAAUGGAAAUAUUUAUAAAGAAAAAAAUGGUGAUGAAAAUCGAUAUGUUACAAAUGGAGUAUAUGAUCCAUAUGAUAUGAUCGAUUCAAGAUCACAACUGGGUCCACCAAUGUACAAUGAAGUACGCAUAGUAGAUGCAACACCGCUGAGAAGCGUUGGUGCUGGUUCAAUGUCUUCAACAUUGCUGCGACGAAAUGAUCCAUUUUAUGAUAGUUGCCGAUCAGAUCGUCAACUUUAUGAACAGGUUUAUCGACCAUCUCCACUUGAAUCUGCUAUAGUCGAUGAAUUUGAAGAUGAAAUGAUAUUUCCUACUGGUUACGAAGAAGAUUAUCAAUAUCGUGAAGAUAUUAUGAAACCAAAUCAAGCCGUUGAUCCACGACGACAAGCUAAAGUACAACAUACGAAUCAUGAUCGAACAAAUGUCACAAGUGUGAUACCAGCAUUAAAUAAAUCAAAUCGAGAUUCGAAUUCUAAAUUUAAUACAUUAGAAUCUCAAUAUGCAGGUCUCGUUGAAUCACAACUCUAG
Rotaria socialis is the source of this 1935-nucleotide messenger RNA. The record is from the annotation of a GenBank genome assembly. NCBI's taxonomy places the organism in Eukaryota, Metazoa, Rotifera, Eurotatoria, Philodinida, Philodinidae.